AUGAGCAAUUGGGAAAUUGCAAAACCGGAAACGGAAAAUUUAACACUAUUUACUACAUAUCUGAUCAUUGACAAGAUACUCAACCUUUGUUUCUCAGUGGUCCCUGAGAUACAGCUGCUCAGUGCUGCUGCCUUCCUUCUGGUUUACCUGGCUGCGUUUCUGGGGAACAUCUCCAUCGUGGCCGCCGUGAUGCUGGACGCCCGACUGCACACGCCCAUGUACUUCUUCCUCAAACACCUCUCCUUGGUGGAUAUCUGCUCCGUGUCCUCCACCCUGCCCCGGGCCCUGGUGGCCACCCUGCUGGGCUCGGGGCAGAUUUCCCUCCAUGCGUGCACGUCCCAACUCUUUUCCUUUGUCUGCCUAAGUCUGCAGUGUUUUCUCAUCACCUCCAUGGCUUAUGACCAUUGUCUGGCCACCUACAGGCCCCUGGUGUACGGGGCAGCCAUGAGGCCCCGGACCUGCGUCUCCGUGGUGGCGGCCUGGGGCAGCGGGCUCCUCUUCUCUGCCUCCCUAACCAACACCUUCUCCCUGCUCUUCUGCAGCCCCAACGUGAUUGACCACUUCUGUGACAUCCCGCUACUCAUGCGCCUAGCCUGUGCCGACACAAGUGUCCACAACACUGCAAGAUUUGCAGCCAGCGGUUGUGCCAUCAUCAGCUGCUUCAGCCUCACUGUCCUGUCCUAUGUGCACAUCUUGGCCAUGGUGGUUCAGAUCCGCUCAGCAGCCAGCCGCUGGAAGGCCUUCUCCACAUGUUCCUCCCACCUGGCCACCGUCCUCCUGUUUUACGGCACUGGCAGCUCUGCCUACAUGCAGCCCACCGCGCGAUAUUCCCCAUAGCAAGGGCGUCUGGCUGCCGUCUUCUACUGCAUCCUCAUGCCCACCCUAAAUCCACUUAUCUACAGCCUGAGGAACAAGGACAUGAAGGGAUCCCUGCGGAAGCUGUAUCUUCAGGUGCCACCUUAG
Messenger RNA from Mesoplodon densirostris (Blainville's beaked whale), 963 nucleotides. RefSeq names its product olfactory receptor 2G6-like. Gene Ontology annotation, molecular function: G protein-coupled receptor activity; olfactory receptor activity. The record is from RefSeq and is a predicted model, not a curated record. Gene Ontology annotation, biological process: G protein-coupled receptor signaling pathway. Gene Ontology annotation, cellular component: membrane. Lineage: Eukaryota; Metazoa; Chordata; Mammalia; Artiodactyla; Ziphiidae.